This is a messenger RNA of Oncorhynchus nerka (sockeye salmon), 2197 nucleotides long. Its product is annotated as prostaglandin reductase 3-like. Lineage: Eukaryota; Metazoa; Chordata; Actinopteri; Salmoniformes; Salmonidae. Gene Ontology annotation, molecular function: zinc ion binding. The record is from RefSeq and is a predicted model, not a curated record. Gene Ontology annotation, cellular component: mitochondrion.
ACACCAACUUUAUUUUGCCUGACAUAUGCUAUCCUAUGUCAAACCCAACAUGGCAAUGCUUUGGACUUGCAUAUUUUUGGACUGAAGUUUCCUAAUGUGAGAGCACCAUAAUUUACGCAUGCUCGAGGAGAAAAUAUAUCCUGCAGAUAAUAGCCUUUUUGACGGUACUUGUUAAUACCUUGAAGGGUUGUGGUUGGCACUGGCUGUAUUGGCAAUUCUUUGGAUUUUUGUGUACAAUCGUCGAGGAUAUGUUUGAGACUACGAUUGAUUUGUUUCACCUUUACUAGGAAGUGUGUCAUGUCCAGGAAGGGGAGGGACUCCAAAGAAUACAAGCCGCUACAGUGACAGCUGCUACAAGGUUGCGCCGUGCUAUAGCCUAGUUAUCAUCAAGGCAAACAUUCCAAAAGCACGCUAUUGCGUGUCGAUCUUAUGCGACAAAACUGCGCUGGUAAAUAUUGUUUUAAUUGCAAUGCAUCAUUGCAUUGGCGUGGCCUACCCUGCUACGUGAAGAAAGCCUAGCAUAGGCUAACGAUAAGCAUAUUGAUAUCAAUGCACAGCCAGUGCCCGUGAACUUUGUCACAUAAUCCCUCCCUGGUGCAAUGUCCACCUCUUUCUUGUUGAGAAACGGUAAGAGGGUGUUUUCGGUCAUCCGCGGGGGGUGCAGAGGAACCGAUGCACUUUCUAGAGUUCAUUUCGUAUCGCGCCGCUUCAUUGUAGAUUUGUCAUACUCCACGCACUUCAUGGAUUUUAAAGGUUCCUCGAUACCGAGCUCCAUGAAAAAGCUGGUCGUAACGAAGCUUAGCCAGAAUUUCAGAGACGCGGUUGCCUUGCAAACUGUUCCAGUCCCGACACCUGACGACGGGGACUUGCUUGUCAGAAAUCGAUUUGUUGGAAUCAAUGCCUCGGACAUCAACUACUCAGCAGGCCGCUACGACCCUUCGGUGAAGCCACCGUUUGACGCCGGGUUCGAGGGCAUUGGCGAGGUGGUCGGACUCGGCCUGAGUGCCAGCGCCCGCUACACCAUUGGCGACACCGUGGCCUACUUUGCCGAUGGGGCCUUUGCGGAGUACACGGUGAUACCCAUGAUCAAGACCGUAUCCAUACCCGCGGUGAAGCCAGAGUUCCUCACUCUGCUGUUAAGUGGUGCCACGGCCUAUAUCGCCAUGAAGCGGCUUGGCGACCUGGUGAAGGGUGAGACGGUGCUGGUGACGGCCGCUGCCGGUGGCACAGGACAGUUUGCUGUGCAGUUCGCCAAACAGGCCGGCUGCCACGUUGUGGGCACCUGCUCCUCCAAUGAGAAGGCUGGCUUCUUAAAGACCAUUGGCUGCGACAGGCCCAUCAACUACACGUCCGAGGACCUGAGCACCACCCUGCGCAAAGAGUACCCACAAGGCCUGGACGUAGUCUACGAGUCCAUAGGCGGCAGAAUGUUUGACAUGGCGGUCAGCAAUCUGGCCAAUAAGGGCAGACUGAUCGUGAUCGGGUUCAUCUCAGGGUACCAAACGGCAUCAGGGGUCCCAACUGUUAAAGGAGGAACUCUGCCCAUGAAGCUGCUCCAGAAGUCAGCUAGCGUGAGGGGGUUCUUCCUACCUCACUUCCUGUCUGACUACAAGGAGGCGAUGGGAAGCAUGAUGCAGAUGUUUGCUAAAGGGAAGCUGGUGUGUGAAGUGGACUGUGGGGACAUGGCCCCAGAGGGCCGUUUCAUGGGACUGGAGUCCGUCUUUAGGGCUGUGGACUACAUGUAUGCUGGGAAAAACGUGGGAAAGGUGGUGGUUGAGGUGACUCCACCCUCGCUGGACAGCAAACUGUGAUUUGCCUUAAUGUGAAUGCACUGGAAUUCUCGAACAAAUCAAAUGUAUGUAUGUACAAUGAAAGGAACAAUGAAAAUACAGAAUCUAAUGUAUGUAUGUACAUUGAAAUGAACAAUGUAAGUAUAUAUGUUGAAGGCAAAUUACCCGAACUGUGACAAUCUACAGUACUCUGAGUUUAAUAUAUUUUUGAACAGUUUAUUUCACCUGAAUAUAUUUAGAUAUUACUCAAAUGUUGUUCUGUGAGAGAACAGUUCCUUGUUUAAUGUUUUAAUGAUUAGCUUUACUUUAUUCAAUAGAAAGUCCCAAUAAAUGGGGAUAAUACUUGUAGAGGGAAGAUUGCUGGUGUAACAACAUAGGUUAUCUCAAUAAAAUAAUGCUGUACACCU